CACGUACAGUUAGUUAGCGUGUGUGUAAACCUUUGUCACUUGGUUUUAAUUAAACGUACACCACUGAAGCAUGUAAUUAUGUUCUUCACAAAAGCAAUAUCAGCGCGUGUUUUGGUAUCAUUUGUUAUAAUCAGAAUUGCGGUUGCAAAAGAGGAGAAACAUUUACAUCAAGCUGAAAUAGGAGGACGAGCUUAUGUUAACGAAAUGCUAAAGAAAUACGACAAAAGAGCUAUUCCGUCAAAAUAUGGCGAGCCUGUUAAUGUAUCCGUACAAAUAAUGGUGGCUGGCUUCACCACUGUUGCUCGUUUAGGGACAACUCAAUUCAACUUUGAUUUAUACAUUCGAAAGUCUUGGAGAGACUAUCGGUUAGCAUUUGGAGAAUUAACCGCAAAUAAUAGUUAUUCAAACCAACCAAUUGCAUUCACUUCUAAAUUUGUUAAAAAAAUAUGGACGCCUAACUUGUAUUUUACCAACCAAGUCAGGUCAAAGGUGUAUACUUUGACGAAACCAAACAUGGUAUUACUCUUGCAGAAAGAUGGUUACGUUUUAUACAGUCAAAGAAUAUCCUUGGUGGUGUCAUGUAUUUUAAACUUAACAAGUUUUCCUUUUGAUAAACAGCAUUGCACAUUUCCAAUUGAAUCAUAUUCGUACCCAUCUACAAGUUUGCGUCUGUUAUGGAACACGUCUCUUGGUGGACCAUUGAUAGCUCUACGACGUCUUAGCAUGUCAGAGUUUUCUUUUGAUGGAUAUGAUUACGAAGUUACUAAGACAAAGUACAACAAUUAUUACGACAGCUUACAUGUGACAAUGCAUUUAUCACGUGACAUAAACCAUUAUGUUUUUCAAGUAUAUUUUCCUUACAAUCUGAUUGUUAUGCUAUCCUGGGUUGGCUUCUGGAUUGAUUAUCGAGCUGCAAACGCACGAGUUGUAUUGGAUAUCACGUCCAUGUUGACUAUCACCAUGCUAGGUAACAGCAUUCGACCAACAUUCCCAAACAAUGGAAAAGAGCACACGUCUGCAGAUUGGUACAUCCUGACUUGCUUUCUGUUUGUGUUCCUAGCACUUAUUGAGUACGCUCUUGUUAAUAUCACCAAUCGGGUAUUGAAGGACAAACUAUCGAAGGAAAGUUUGUUGGCACAGCCUGAAAAAAACUCAUUAAAAAAGGGUGAAAAUAUAAAAGAAAGGAAAAGUCAGCAAGCCAACAACCAAGAGAAAAAGGAGAAUGCAAAACGAAAACAAAAUUAUCAAUGCAUCAAGAAUAAUAACAAAGAGAACCAAAAAGACGAAAGCAAAAGUCGAAGGCAAAACAAGUUAGUUUUUAAUCCAUCUGAGAAUCAACUUCAAUUUUCUCAUCUUCAGCAAACCCACAAAAAAAUUCAUAACAAGUCUGUAUUUCAAAAGAGCAAAGAAGUUACAAGGAAGAUGUAUCGACAUCAAAAACGAAAUAAAGAAGUUCACAUCAUCGAUCGUAUUAGCAGAUACGCAUUUCCUAUAUCGUUUUUGUUGGUUAAUUUGGGAUACUUCAUAACUUCAUUACUGGGAAAAGAUCGAUAAAGAUGUUUUGAUUUCGUAGCAUAUUAAGAAAACGUUUUUAUUGAAGAUAUUUUUUCGGUUUGUCUGUUCAGUAUUCAUAUUAAUGUGGAAAGUUUAUCAUUUCUUGAACAUGAUAGUUUAGUAGGCAACGUUUCGGGAGAUCCUUCUCCCAUCAUCCGGCAAAGUAAAAUGAUGUUGAGCACAUAUUUAUAUAACUGAAGAGGAUCGAAAUUCAUAAAAAUUAACCAAUCGGGAACGAGCUGAUAAUUACAGUUAAUUAUGACAAUUAACAUUUUUCAUUUGAAUUUAUAACAAGAAUAUGCUAUUUUUAUCUGAGAAAAAACUGCCCUUGAAUCGUCUAACAUGAGGAAUUAUUUGAAAAAAGUAAUAUCCUUUACGCUUAAUACACGGAUUUAUCUACCUGCCUGUUUAAAGCCAAACCUGUAUUUUCAAGGGAUGUUUUUUUAAGCGAAUUCGGUCAUAAAUCCUGUAAAUUCUACCUAAUAUUUGUAUUUUUAUUAUAAGAUGUAAUACAGUUUGGACAUAGUGUUUUGACCUGUUUUAUUUCAACGGGAUUUAAUUUCAGUGUUAACUUUUGUUUGUUAAAUGGCAAAACUAGUGCAAUUCUGAUAGCUAAGUUAGUAUCAGCACCUUUUAGCAACGUAGGAUACAUAUGAAGAGAACUAG
Hydractinia symbiolongicarpus is the source of this 2220-nucleotide messenger RNA. Its product is annotated as glycine receptor subunit alpha-2-like. NCBI's taxonomy places the organism in Eukaryota, Metazoa, Cnidaria, Hydrozoa, Anthoathecata, Hydractiniidae. Gene Ontology annotation, biological process: monoatomic ion transmembrane transport; nervous system process; regulation of membrane potential. The record is from RefSeq and is a predicted model, not a curated record. Gene Ontology annotation, molecular function: transmembrane signaling receptor activity; neurotransmitter receptor activity; extracellular ligand-gated monoatomic ion channel activity. Bases 79 to 1554 code for a protein of 491 amino acids. Gene Ontology annotation, cellular component: synapse; neuron projection; membrane. The transcript has 8 exons.